AUUCAAGAUGUCAGCUGCCAUCGCUUCCCUCGUUUCCUACGGUAGCGAUUCAGAUUCAGAAAAUGAGUCUGAGUCUAAUACCGCCGCUGAAAAAGUGGACACAGCGGACCCGGACGCUUUGGCUCACCUGAAACCUUUAAAGUCUGAACCCACCAUGUCUGUGGCUCUUCUCAAUUCCGCUCCGGAGGUCGCCGUUAAGGAGUCUGUUGAGACUGGCACACACCUGGACCCCUCGCUGAAAGAAGUCGCCUAUAACCCGACAUUUGAAACCAUGUUUGCACCAGAGUUUGGGCCAAUGAACCCAUUUAAAAGCCAGCAGAUGGCUGCCCCCAGGAACAUGUUAUCCGGCUACGCAGAACCUGCUCACCUCAACGACUUUAUGUUUGAGCAGCAGAGGAGGACCUUCCACACCUAUGGUUAUGCUUUAGAUCCAUCUGUCGACACACACCAGGUCUCCUCCAGUACCUACAUUGGUGCUGUGGAUGAGGCUGAGAAAAACAAAGGGCUCACUGUGUUUGAGAGCGGACAGAAGAAGUCAGAGAAAAGGAAAAAGAUCAAAGGCGGAGAAGCAGGAGAGAUCGACAACUUCCUUGGACCGUGGGCGAAAUACAUAGAUGAGAAAGAUGUGGCUAAACCAUCAGAGGAUGAGCAGAAAGAGCUGGACGAGAUCACGGCCAAGAGGCAGAAGAAGGGCAGGAAUGAGGAAGAUGCUCCUGCAGAAGAGAAGACCAUUCUCCAUGUUAAAGACAUGUACGAUUACCAGGGCAGGUCCUACCUUCACAUCCCACAGGAUGUGGGCGUCAACCUGCGUUCUGGAGACGCUCCAGACAAGUGUUACCUGCCCAAAAAACAGAUUCAUGUCUGGUCCGGACACACCAAGGGUGUCAGUGCCAUCCGACUAUUUCCUACUUCUGGUCAUCUGCUGCUCUCCUGCUCCAUGGACUGUAAGAUCAAGCUGUGGGAGGUGUACAGCGAGAGGAGAUGCAUACGGACAUUUAUUGGCCACAGCAAAGCAGUGCGAGAUAUUUGCUUCAACAACACUGGGACCCAGUUCCUCAGCGCUGCCUAUGACCGCUACCUCAAACUCUGGGACACUGAGACAGGCCAGUGUAUCUCCCGCUUCACCAACAGGAAGGUACCGUACUGCGUCAAGUUCAACCCAGACGAGGACAAACAGAACCUUUUCGUGGCCGGCAUGUCGGAUAAGAAGAUUGUUCAGUGGGACAUCAGGACAGGUGAGGUGGUUCAGGAAUACGACCGUCACCUGGGAGCCGUGAACACCAUCACCUUCGUUGACGAGAACCGUCGGUUUGUCAGCACAUCCGACGACAAGAGUCUUCGAGUUUGGGAGUGGGACAUCCCUGUGGACUUCAAGUACAUCGCUGAGCCCAGCAUGCACUCCAUGCCAGCUGUGACACUCUCUCCCAACGGUAAAUGGCUGGCAUGCCAGUCUAUGGACAACCAGAUUCUGAUCUUUGGAGCCCAAAACCGCUUCAGGCUGAACAAGAAGAAAGUCUUCAAAGGCCACAUGGUGGCUGGCUAUGCCUGCCAAGUGGACUUCUCCCCAGACAUGAGCUACGUGGUAUCAGGUGACGCAGAUGGAAAGCUGAACAUUUGGGACUGGAAGACCACCAAGCUCUACCACAGGAUCAAAGCUCAUGACAAGGUGUGCAUAAGCGCACUGUGGCAUCCGCACGAAACCUCCAAGGUUAUCACCUGCGGUUGGGAUGGACAAAUCAAACUCUGGGACUAGAUCUGUCCCGGUGUGUGUUUGGGGAGGGGAUUCUGGGAAAUGAUGGACAGAACUGUACUGGUUCACUGUAGAAAGACAGAAGGGGACUGGUUGUCCUAUGUGUUUUUUGAAAACCUAAAGUGAAAGCCACAGGACUGGUAUCCAGUCUUAUUGUAGCAGCAUAUUUUUGUAUCCUGUCAUGAGAGUUCAAAUUACAUACUCAUGUAUUAUCUGUACAAAGAUGACCACAAACAUACUUUUAAAAAUAAUUUCCACUCCAAAAGGCAGAUUAGAUGGGAACCUUUGCAUUUUUAAAGUAUUUUUCCUUUGUUGUUUUUAUUUGCAUUGUCCUGUGUAGUAUAAUGCUUGGUCAAAAUUCUUAAUUUUCUCUUGUAUGAACAUCCCUUUGUGGAAAUAAACAUUCUGUAAAUUUGA
Messenger RNA from Epinephelus lanceolatus (giant grouper), 2167 nucleotides. It is a transcript of the gene cdc40, whose product is annotated as cell division cycle 40 homolog (S. cerevisiae). Gene Ontology annotation, cellular component: catalytic step 2 spliceosome. Gene Ontology annotation, biological process: mRNA splicing, via spliceosome. Lineage: Eukaryota; Metazoa; Chordata; Actinopteri; Perciformes; Serranidae. Gene Ontology annotation, molecular function: mRNA binding; protein binding. The record is from RefSeq and is a predicted model, not a curated record.